This is a messenger RNA of Portunus trituberculatus (swimming crab), 2378 nucleotides long. RefSeq names its product UNC93-like protein. Gene Ontology annotation, molecular function: potassium channel regulator activity. The transcript is spliced from 9 exons. The record is from RefSeq and is a predicted model, not a curated record. NCBI's taxonomy places the organism in Eukaryota, Metazoa, Arthropoda, Malacostraca, Decapoda, Portunidae. Bases 425 to 1948 code for a protein of 507 amino acids. Gene Ontology annotation, cellular component: plasma membrane; striated muscle dense body. Gene Ontology annotation, biological process: regulation of muscle contraction; regulation of potassium ion transport.
AGGAUGAGAGAACCUGGUUACAUAUACGUUUUCCUUUUACAGGCAUUGGUACCGUUUCCUUUCCCUUUGCUAACUCUCUUCCUUCCCAGCCUACCUCACACUAUUGCUACGGUACGAGGAGCGACAUUUUCUAUUAUGUAUUCACCUCACAUUAGACAUACAUUCAACUCACUUCUCACGUGGUUCUAUUUACGUUCUCUGGCUCUGCAGGUGACCCAUUCCUUGCCUUCUCGGUAGCCUCACUGGCAUUGACGGCAGACCCUGAAAUAUUUUCCCACUUUCUCCCUGUCUGUAUCUUUGCAACAAACAGCUGACGAUCGUUAGCACGGGGAUGACCUUGGUGAACUGGAUAUAAAAGGAACGCACAACUUUCUCCAAGCCAGUACAUAUCUUGGUGCAGCAUUAGUGAUCCAUAAACUCGGCCAUGCUCGGCGUUGACAACCAAGCCUUUGAUGGCGCCAAGGAAGAGAGAAGCAAAGGUUCAAACAUUCUAAAGAAUGGCAAGUUUGAUGGGAAGUCUAGCAAGGAGGGAAGCACCGAGGCGGUUCCCGAAGAGUCACUGGAUCAUGACCCAAAAGUAGCGCGGAUCAUCCUCAAGAACAUUAUUAUCAUCUCCAUCGCCUUCACCUUCCUCUUCACCGCCUUCAACUCUAUGGUCAACCUGCAGUCUUCCAUCAACAAGACGGUCGGCACGGUGUCCCUGGCGACAAUAUAUGCAGCACUUGUGGUGUCAUGCUGCUUCCUGCCGUCACUGCUCAUCAAGACACUCAAGACUAAGUAUGUGAUGGCAGUCUGCAUGCUGGGUUACUCUUCAUACAUUGCCGCCCAGUUCCAUCCGACACUGGAAACAAUGGUGCCCACAGCCAUCUUAUUGGGACUCGGUGCCGCCCCGAUGUGGUCAGCCAAGUGUUCUUACCUCACCCAGGUGGGGACCAAGUACGCGGAGCUGACGGGGCAGGACAAGGAGGUGGUUAUUACUCGAUACUUCGGUAUUUUCUUCCUCUUCUUCCAGUCGACUCAGGUUUGGGGCAACCUCAUCUCCUCCUCAGUGUUGUCAACGGAUACGGGGGUGUUAAACAAAACGGAUGAAGAGCUGGAGACAUGUGGAUACAAUUUCUGUCUCGCUACACAAAAUGCUACUAACGGCGAUGACGGGAUUCCUAACUGGCAGAGAUACACCAUGGCAAGCAUCUACCUAGUGUGUGCACUGCUGUCUUCAGUCAUCAUUGUAGUGUUCGUCGAUCCUCUCAGAAGGUUCGUGGACAAGGAGGAGACAGCUGCCACAGAGGGCAAAUCGCCGAUCCAGCUUCUGAUCGCCACCUUCAACCACAUGCGUCACCCGUACCAGCUGCUAAUCAUCCCCCUCACCAUCUGGUCGGGCGUGGAACAAGGCUUCUUCCAAUCUGACUUCACCGCCGCAUACGUGUCGUGCGGCCUCGGUGUGCACAUGGUGGGUUACGUGAUGAUCUGCUACGGCGUGUGUGACGCCCUGUGCUCCAUCUCCUUCAGCCCGCUGGUCAGACUGGUGGGUCGCGUCCCCGUCUUCAUCGUGGGCGCGGUCAUCAACUACGGGGUCAUCAUUACUCUCAUAAAGUGGCGCCCUCACCCUGACGACACGGCCAUAUUCUUCGUGCUGGCCGGACUGUGGGGCGUGUCGGAUGCUGUCUGGCAGACGCAGAUCAAUGCGUUCUACGGUGUGAUCUUCCCUGGCAAGGCUGAGGCUGCCUUCAGCAACUAUCGCCUUUGGGAGUCCGCUGGGUUCAUAAUCACCUUCGCCUGCAGCACCGUCCUCUGUAUCCAGUCCAAGAUCACCAUUGUGUUGGCGUUCCUCAGUGUCGGCAUGGUGGGUUACUGCAGCAUCGAGAUUAUCGAUAGGUUUGUGGGCAUCAAGAAGGACAGUGACGGGGAGGCGGUGCCCAUCGACAGGCUCGUCACUGGAAAGUAUUAAGGCAAACACCGUCACGACUGACGAGUUCAAGACGGGUCCUCUAGUCAGAAGGGAAGGGUAGUGGCAGACACCCAUAUGUCAUGUCUCUCUUCACCUCCACGAUGUGUGUGUGUGUGUGUGUGUGUGUGUGUGUGUGUGUGUGUGUGUGUGUGUGUGUGUGUGUGUGUGUGUGUGUGUGUGUGUGUGUGUGUGUGUGUGUGUGUGUGUGUGUGUGUGUGUGUGUGUGUGUGUGUGUGUGUGUGUGUAUAAAUGUAGUGUCAGUGAAAUGUAGUAAAAAGUGUCUUGAAACCUUUUUGAAAAGUAUCUUGCCAGUUGUGGGCCAUAUCCUGUAAACACCAUACCAGCUGGCCUAACACUUAUUAAUUUGAAUACAUGCUCUGUAUUUUGUUCAUUUUAUAGUAUCUACUUAUAAUAUCAAUAAAUGUUAACU